Molecule: messenger RNA, 1808 nt
Organism: Frankliniella occidentalis (western flower thrips)
Lineage: Eukaryota; Metazoa; Arthropoda; Insecta; Thysanoptera; Thripidae
Exons: 2
Coding region: 176-475 (99 amino acids)
Source: RefSeq, a predicted model, not a curated record
GGCACACCUACAGGCCGCGUCAAGGCCCCUGCGCCCGAUCCCGGCCAGCAUUCUGCGACUCCGCUCGCCAGCAGCCACACCGCCCGGCACCACAGCCCGCUGUUUCACCGCUCUUCGACUUUUCGCCGUCCUCAGGACUCAGCCUUCCGAGCGUCUCCAGCAACAGGUGAGCAGGAUGCAGCCCUACAACCAGCAGCCACAGUACGGCGGUGGCCAGUACGGCCCCGGCCCGUACCCCCCGGGCCCCAUGGUGCCCCCGCCCCCGCAGGCGUACCCGCAGCCCGGCUACCAGCCCGGCUACCAGCCUGGCUACCAGCCCGGCUACCAGCCCCAGCCCGGGUACCCGCAGCCGCCGCCGCAGCAGGUGGUGGUGGUGCAGGAGACCAAGCAGGACGACAACUGCUGCGCCCUGCUGACCUGCGGCCUGCUGAGCGGCGCCUGCCUGGGCUGCUGCUGCGACUGCUGCUGCGACUGAAUGUGAUAUCCACCUGUUGUGUGUGUGUGUUUGAGUGUGUGUGUCCGCGUGUUUGAGAGAAUGGGCGAAGAAGAGAGAGUGAAAGGGCUGUAUCAGUAUUGGUUACUUUGUACGCAAGCGGUCUGAGAAAGCCUGCGAGCGAGACUACGUCACAAAUGUUAAUUCUUUUUGUCUUUGUUUUUAUUUUUUAUUUUUUUGUGAGAUCAAGUGGCAGUGAAUUUACGUAAUGAUCGUGAAGCUCGUCCCACGCGGUCAGAGACGGCGCCGGUCGGUGUACAGUCUAGUAUGUAGUGCUCGAGGACUUUGCCGCGCCACCGGCCGCGGGGUGGCAUUCGCGUCCUCACGUCCUCCGCUCAAAGCCCGCGCCCGUGGCUCGCGUUGGGCCCUUUGUCCACCAACCGUCCUCCCACGACGUGUAUGCCUAAAGAAAGACUGGACAUUUGCCUGCUGUGCGGGCCGAAAAUGUUUACUGUAUUCUAUUUGUCAGAAGUUAGUGUUCUUUGGCACAGGAAGACCUCACUGGUAAAGAAAAGAUCGGACAUAUUGUUCAAUCGUUGGUGCCUUUAGAAAGGCAUUGCGUGUCCUAAAGUCAGUACAGUCAGAAUUUCCUUACCGUAUCACGAGUCCGGCGGUUUUUUUUUACCGGUGUUAUCUUCCUGUGCAGCGCAGAAACGCAAAUGCCGUGCGUAAAAAAGACGGUACGUUGAUGGUCUAUGUCGAGCCAUGCAAUGUAUUGUCUCGUCUUGGCAUCUCUGUUAUUAAGCCGAUGGUGAGCAUCUAGUCAGUCGAACCCCACGAGUUUUUGUGAACUCGGGGAUCCGGUUAGAUCCCAACUGUAUGUGCGUAGCACCUGCUAGUGAGACUGAGAAGUUGUGGAGUUUCCCCCUCUUUCGCCUCUCACUUGUACUUGCAUUCCUACCUCUGACGCUUGCCGUCCUGAGAGGUGUAUUCUUGUGUCUACUGUCUCCGUCUGUUUGGACUUCCCCAGGGAGUAGAUGCACUUUUAGCAGUGAAAUGUUUUUAUUAUUUUUUAAAAUGAAAACCAUUUAUUGUAAAUUAUUGUCGUAGAGGGGAACUAAAUUUUUGUGAUCUUUCAUUCAACAGUUGUUUUUUUUCCUUUUUUUUACAUUUUGUCAAAUCAUUAUCAUUUUCUUGUGUAUUUAUCAUAUGUAAUUUUUCAUCUAGGAAAGUUUUCUAUAGUAGCUUGACUAGUAUAUUAGAACCUUUGUACAUGUCGAGCUAAUGUAAGCGAUAAAAGUCCAAAACCUUGUAAAGGCCUCGUUUUUUACUACCCUUAUUUCUUUUCGGCAAGCAAUAAAGUAAGGUAAAUGUA